Messenger RNA from Vicia faba (fava bean), 387 nucleotides. Lineage: Eukaryota; Viridiplantae; Streptophyta; Magnoliopsida; Fabales; Fabaceae. The record is from the annotation of a GenBank genome assembly.
AUGGCUUACGAUGUAUUCUUGAAGAUGAAGAAAGUCGAUAUAAAACCCACUUCGCAUUCCUAUACAGCAGUGAUCCAUGCUUAUGCAGUUAGUGGCUGGUAUGAGAAAGCUUAUGCUGCAUUUGAAAACAUGAUCAGAGAAGGUAUCCAACCUUCAAUAGAAACCUACACUACUUUACUAGAUGCGUUCAGACGAGAUGGUGACAAUAAGAUGGAGCUUGUCAAAGUUCUUGCUGCACUGCAACCUGUUGGUCUAUUGUUUGAGAUCUUUAACAUUUGGUUGCAGAUAAUAAUGCUUAGCACUUUAAAAAAAAACCUCUAUAGCCUGUAUUAUUUGUGUAAUUUUGCUUUGUACUUUAAAUUCUCAGCUUUCUACGUUCUUCUGUAA